CUCCACAAUAUGCUCCUCGAUCUUAUUAGUUGCCAUCCGUUCAGUCAUGGAUAGGUGUGCAUUGAGCAAAAUAGAGGCAGACCAUCGAAACGUUUCGUAAAUAAUUCUUCAUCAAUAUCCUGAAAGCGCCACGCCGAGCCGAAACUAAAAUUCAUGGCUACCGAAAUCUUUCCUGCUCGGUACACCGAGGAGCGAAUUAUCCUUAAAGAACUAAGGAAAAUCUUUCCACAGGGAGACAUCCGUAUUAUGUUUGAACGGGCCCGGUUCUUCUGUACCGUUCCAGCUCGAUUAACGGCGGCACAGCGCGAAAUCGUGAAAGACGCCAUUUCUGCCGAACAACACUACUCUCGAGAUGAUGACUAAGAGAUGUGAGCAUCCCAUAAGGCAUCGAUUGGUCGGUGGCUGGAAAGAGCGAGUCGCAGAUGGAAUACCUCAUAUGUCGAGGUCGAUUCUUCACAAUACCGAACAUUCCAGUUGGGGGGUACGCAGAGGGCCAUAUAUCAGGUUAUUUGGACACAAAAUUGCUAUGCUAUAGCCAAGAGAAUGCUACUUUCAAUUUCUUUUUCACUAGCCAAUACGCAGACAGAAUCUGUUCGAAAACAUCAUGGAGAAGUAACUAGAGAUCAAACCAAGGAACAAG
Molecule: messenger RNA, 640 nt
Organism: Mollisia scopiformis
Lineage: Eukaryota; Fungi; Ascomycota; Leotiomycetes; Helotiales; Mollisiaceae
Exons: 3
Coding region: 154-363 (69 amino acids)
Source: RefSeq, a predicted model, not a curated record